Messenger RNA from Pollicipes pollicipes, 2794 nucleotides. RefSeq lists its product as uncharacterized. The coding region runs from base 60 to 725 and encodes 221 amino acids. The transcript is spliced from 3 exons. Lineage: Eukaryota; Metazoa; Arthropoda; Thecostraca; Pollicipedomorpha; Pollicipedidae. The record is from RefSeq and is a predicted model, not a curated record.
CCGCGGCGUGUGGUUCCCGGGGCUAGGUCGGCCGGUGAUCUGGGCAGCGAAGCAGCGCGAUGGCAGGAAUCAAGGUGCUGUUGUUGCUGGCCAGCUUGCUAGCCGCGGUCCGGGCACGACCGCAGGACGUCCAGUCUCUCUUCAGCGUCGGACCGUCGCCCGUCUACAGCUACCGCUUUGAGGGGCCGGAGCAGAGCAAGGAGGAAUCGCGCGACGUGCUCGGCAACAUCCAGGGCUCGUACAGCGUCAAGUAUCCGAACAACGGCGGCACCCUGGUCUACAGCUAUGCCCACCCAGCGCGCCAGCCCGUGUUCCGCACCACGGCCGAAGGUCCGCUCGGCCCGGCCGGCACCAUCAUCGCCUUCGGGAAGAACUCAAAAGACAACGCCUUCCUGAUCGAGAUGCUGGAACAGCGGCUCGACUCGCGCGAGCCGCCGGUCGUCACCAAGACAGAGGCGGUCCUGAUCGAGGCGCUUCCCGAGGGCGACAUUUCGAAGCCCUCGACGUCGGUUGAGUUUCGCCCAGGGGGAGGUGACACCGGCAACAAGAUCGACGAGAACCAGCCGUCGGACGUCACGCGCCAAGAGGGGCCGUUCGUCAACAGCAAGGAGUCAACUUUGCUGCCGGUCAUUCGAAAGGAGAGCCUACUGAAUGAACCGCUGGGCGCCCGUAACCCUCCCAUCAUCGGCGUUGAGGAGAUCAUAGUGGAGGCGAGCGAUGUGUAGGCGGCCAAGCUCGCGCCGCGGCGGGCGCCCCAGCCGGGGACCGAUCGGCAGUGAAGUGUCCUGCACGGAACGCUCCUGCGGUGAAGGCUCUUGAAGUGGAAUUUCGAGCAGUGAGUCCCGUGCAGUGGACACUCCCACCGUCGGCGCUUCUUCAGUGGCUGGCACCGCCUUGAGAGCUCCCGGUGUGGGUCGAACUAGUCGAGCAGUUGUGCUCCGGGCCAGUUACCAUCCCGUGCAGUGCCCAGGUCUGUGGCCUGAAUGCUCACCAGUGCGUCAUAAACCAGCACGCUUGUGCUUUCACGCUCUCUCGCGCACGGACAUCAAGGAACGAACAGACAUAUUUCGCGAGAGAUAUAUCGCACUUCGAUCAUACACUGUGGCAUAACCUAAGCUGAAAGACCAUAAUGACCGAACUGUCAUCUUGCGGCAUUCCGACAUCUAUCCUGUAUAUACAUGACGUGCACAUAGGUGUCUGCAGCGAUAAAGACGUAAAUAUAGACGUGUUUUGGCCACAGCCAAAACAAAAGGAAUUUUGUCCAAAUUGAUUGCCACAUUUUAACAAGGUUGAUAAGAUAACUACUCGGAGAUUUUGACAUGGUUUGAACUGCGAUCAGCGGCCGUUGAAUGUUCAACUGUUGAAAUCUCCGCCUAAAAUCAUCCUCACUCAAUUCCUGACUGCACCUUAUUAAUCUAACCCACGCCAUCAACAAGCAUAUGUGAUUUCGGAGACAUAGAUAAAAGAAAACAGCCCUACAUUACACACAUUCAGCACAAAUAUUCGCAGUCCCACGCGCUCGCUCCUUCCUUCGAUCUGGGCGUUUCAGUUUGACGCCAUAGCUUAUCCCGAAAUAGUGCCUUCCUAUUUUACACGCAACUGAGUUACCAUCUUUGACAGUACAAUGUCAAAUGAGUUACCACCGACAUUCCUGAACGGCUCUAAUUCGCCAAAUUAUCUCGCUCCGUUGAAAAUUUCUAUGUCACGCUCUGACUAUUGCGUUUACGUUAAUGUACAAACGCUUCGCAUUUUUGCACACGCACCAAAUUUCUUUGUUUGUUUCUUUCUUGCAAGCGUUCGGUACUAUUCAGUCAUUAAACAACUGUAGACGUGUUCUUCUGGCAGACAUCCAGAGGCAGUGGAAACGCCACCGCUUCGCGAGUGUGCUAGAGGGUGAUGCACGUUAUGUAAGAAUGUAAUGCGAGUGUGUCUGAUAUCAGGCCUGAUUCUGAAUCGUACCCGUGCAAAAUAAACGGAGACGUUUGCGAAGGUGUUACACGGCUCUGCUUCACAGUCCGAGCGAUAUUUUUUGUUUACGUGUUUAAGUGUUGAGGCGCUGUGGGGUUUGGCGUAUGGAGAGCUUUUAGAAUUACGAUGGAAAGCCGCAAUUAGCUGCAAAUGUUCUGGGGUCAGGAUAACUUUGUUUUGCCAGCGGUUCUCGGCAAAAGAAGAUGGUCUUCGGUCGAAACCGCAGUGUUAACAUAUAAUUAUUCAGUGCCAAUCAGACCUGUGAUUGUUGCGAGGCUUAUCGCCAACUAGCCUCAGUUUAGAGUAAGUCUUUCUCAAGCCAAUCAUUUAAGAAUACGAAGGGCAAAACCAGGUUAGCAAAGAUGCAGAUUUCCCUACAGGCAGGGCAGACUGCUUACGUUUGUUUUUAGUGUCAAAAUUAUUGUCUUCAAUGACCUGGGCUAGUGGCUAGCACAGGUCAUAGAAGUGCAUAGUGGCUAGCCUAGAUCCUCACGUCCCCUCUCCCGGCCCGAAGAAUGCUAAUACAUCCACGAUGGGACGAAGACGAGAUCAUUACAUCACUGAGCACAAAACUAAUACCAGCGGCGGUAUUAUAAGGAAUGCUUCAACAAAACGCAUUGCAAUCAAGAUAUCUGGUCCCCACAGCAGCACAGAAAUUUCCUUGUGGGUAUGUGCCAGUCCAGUGAAUUGAGACAGUACAGUCAUAGAUCACCCGUGUGGAAAAACAAACAUGUGCUCUUCAUCCUGUAACACACUGGUGUGUGUAUGUUAUGCUAUCAUCUACCAUUCCAUGGAGCCUUUCAAUAAAUGUGGUCCAUACCAGGCG